Molecule: messenger RNA, 2439 nt
Organism: Gymnodraco acuticeps
Lineage: Eukaryota; Metazoa; Chordata; Actinopteri; Perciformes; Bathydraconidae
Product: G1/S-specific cyclin-E2-like
Exons: 12
Coding region: 620-1702 (360 amino acids)
Biological process (GO): regulation of cyclin-dependent protein serine/threonine kinase activity; G1/S transition of mitotic cell cycle
Cellular component (GO): cyclin E2-CDK2 complex; cyclin E1-CDK2 complex; nucleus
Molecular function (GO): cyclin-dependent protein serine/threonine kinase regulator activity
Source: RefSeq, a predicted model, not a curated record
AGUUUCUUUGUUAUUUUAUUGAUAGUUUUGUAAACUCGGUUGUUGUCGAGCUUGUAGGUAGAGUUGUUGUGGUUUUUAUCAAGCUAGCAUCAAAGUUAGCAAAUAUUAGCUAUAUAUAAGUAGUCCGGUCAACAGUGGUGACUGUUUUUGGGAAAUAUGUGGAGAGCAAACACAGUUUGAAUGAGUCCUUUGCUGUCUGUUCCUGGUUUGUAAAGUUGGAUAUUAAUGCGUCUAAAUCAUGAAGUAACUAACUAUACAUAUCACGAAAAAGUAAAACAAACCGUAACAUAUCGGUUGUUUAAUAGUUGUGGAUUGUGUACUUCUCUGUUAGUACUGAAUUCAAGUCAUUUUAUCACUGGUACUACUCAAAAUGUCCUCCCCAGGCCUUUGUGUUGCUGCUAGAGUAGUGGCUGUUUGGGGGGGCUUCACUGCAUGUUUCUUUGUGGUGUUCACGGUCCUUUGUAGCAUUAAACUGCAGGAUCUUCAGGGCUCAAAUAUCUCUAAAGGUCAUAUCAAGUGUCUUAAAGUGUGCUUUUAGCAGCAGAUUCGCUGGUGUUUGCUGUAGAGGGGCUUAUUUUACGCGCUCACUAAUAAUGUUGGCGCGUAGGAUGAGAUUGAAAUGAUGAUGACCGCAACUUCCAAAACCAUGUCUAGACGAAGUGGUCGCCUGCAGAAAAGAUCUGAAAAUGCUCCAGGGAAGAAAAGCAAAGUAACUAAGCAAAGCAACAGAAAAAAGAUCCAGCCCCUGUCAAAGCUGCAAUGUGAGAAGAACUAUACAGUACUUGAGUGCGUGGCUGAGCCUUGUGUUCUCAUCAAAGCUGCUGUGAGGGGAGUGGACUGCGAGGCCGUUCUCACUGCCACACACACCCUGGUUCAGCCGUCCCCUCUGCCUCCUCUUGGAUGGGGAUCUCCUGAAGACGUGUGGGUGAAGAUGGUGGGCAGGGAGCAGAACUACACACACAGCAAGAGCUUCAUGCAGAAACACCCCGCGAUACAGCCCAGAAUGAGAUCCAUACUGCUCGACUGGUUAAUUGAGGUGAGUGAGGCCUACACUCUGCACCGGCAGACGUUCUACCUGGCUCAGGAUUACUUCGACCGCUUCAUGUUGACGCAGGACAACAUUGAGAAGAACAUGCUGCAGCUCAUCGGGAUAACCUGUCUCUUUAUAGCAUCCAAGAUGGAGGAAGCCUGUCCUCCCAAGCUCUCACAGAUGGCCUAUGUGACUGCAGGGACUUACUAUGAAGAAGAGAUCCUGCAGAUGGAGCUCAUCAUUUUGAAGGCACUGAAGUGGAGCCUUUGUCCUGAAACAGCCGUCUCCUGGCUGAAGCUUUACUUCCAGGUGGCAUCCAUGAGCACAAACUCUGACCUGCUGGAGUCGCAGUUUCCACAGGAGGCUUACGUGCAAAUGACACAGCUUUUAGAUUUGUGUAUCAUCAACAUAAACUCUCUGGUCUUUGAGUAUCGAGUGUUGGCUGCCUCGGUGCUGAGUCAUUUCAUUCAUCAGGAAACAGUGGAGAAAGUUUCAGGUCUGUGCACACACUCCCUGCAGCAGUGUGUGAGCUGGAUGGCCCCCACUGUGGAGGCACUUAGCUUUUUUGGCAGAGCGGCGCUGAGAGACUUUGUCAGUAUAAAGAAAGAAGACCGACACAACAUCCAGACGCACCUGGACUACAUGAGCAUGCUGGUUCGUGUAUUCUGCUGAGAUAUUGCAUUACAUUAGUUUGGCUUCUUCAGGAGGGCGUCAAUCAAAAGGAAGUGAGCGGCCAGUUCCUCACUCCGCCCAGCAGCACAGAGAAGAGCGUCUCACACUGAAGCUCAAGAGGAAGACUCUGAAGAGUGUGAACCAAGAGGGCCGGGGUUCAGGUCCCAACCAGAAGAGCUCGAGUACUGGAAACCACUCCAAAGCAGAGGCAGACGGACUGUGAACCCGAACACUGAAGAGUUUACUCCACGCCUGCUGAACUCAAAUGUCUCUGAAUGCAUUAUCCACGGUCUCUCUAAAAAUGAUUGGCCAAAGCUUUUUUUGCUUGAUUUUAGCAACUGGGUGCUUUAAUUCAGAAAUGCAUUUUUUUCAAGGAGUGGAAUUGUCAUUUCUAGGAAAUGAAAGUGAUGUGCAAUUGUUUACUUUUGUAGCAUAUGAAAUAUGUUGGUAGUCAGCAGAUCAAAUCUUUGAAACACUGCUUCAGGGUCAGAUGAAAUGUGUCAUUGUUUUCAAAUGGAUGACUUUGUAGCUUUUUAUGAACCUUAAUGAAAGCUCCAGCUGAUUAAGACAUUGUUGCUGAUGUGAUCCAGCCUUUGUUUGUGUGACUCAGGGCCAUGAAGAGUCAGUGAUUUAUGUUCUUAUUCUCAUUUUAAAUGAUUGCAUGUGUACAAAUGAGCAACUAUUUAUUUUAGAAGUUUAUUUUCUACCACAAAAUAAAAAAUGUACAUUCCCCACCC